GUCUGAAAAGCAUCACAGGAGCCUCUGGAUAAAAGAUUCUCAGCCUCAGCAACAAGGCUAUAGUAGAGAGGAUUAUGCUGAAUGGUGAAACAUGAAACAAAUGUGAUGAAGCAGCAUGGAGCUAAGGAGAGGAAAGACCUUCAUAAAAUCAAGUUUGCAGCUGACUUCUGAGAAAACGCCAUUGGUGGAUGAGAUUCCUGCAGACAAGGAUGAUCUAGGAAAAGACAAAAGGGUAGCAGUCAAGGGGAGCAAAAGUGAAGUGGUCCAACCAGCAAGUUUAGCCACACACAAAAAUGAACGAUUUUCUAAUACAACGACAAGGAGCGGGGCUAGUGAAAACAUCUUAGUGCCAUCUGGGUCUUCCUACAAACUGGUAAGAAAGAGUAAAACCCAUGAUUGUGUGAUAGGGGUAGACAAAACAGAACAAUGCAACCACAGCGAUAAAGCUUACAAGGAGGGCUCCUCAGCUCCAGGAAGAAGUAAAGGGCGACUUGUCAAUAGCAUCAGCUUUUCUGGGGUGGGGAGCACCCUGAAUUCCAGUGAUAAGAAAGAGUCCGUAGUCAGCCCAAGCCAGUCCACUUGCAGCAGUCAGCAGAUGAUAGAUUAUAGAAACUUUGUGCCACAGAUGCCUUUUGUACCAGCUGUAGCAAAAAGCAUUCCCAGGAAGAGGAUUUCCCUUAAGAGGUCUAAAAAAGGGCUCCGGGACAUAUUUCACAUGAAAAAAAAUAAACCAGAGAGCCUAACCCUGCUAGUUGAGAAGGGCAAGAGGCUGCCUUCUCCAGCGCGGAAGGGCGAGCUCUCAGGCAGGCUUGGGAAGUAUCUUUUCAAACCCAGAGAAACCUUUGCAGCUGACUGCUUGGCACAAGACCUCUCUGACAGCGAAAUGCAGUCCGACUCCUCCUAUGACUACUGCAAUGCUCUGUGUGAAGAUGUCGCUUCUCUGAAGAGCUUUGACUCGCUCACUGGAUGUGGGGAAAUCUUUGCAGAUGAGAGCUCUGCUCAUUUGGAGCUGGAGAGCAGCAAAGAAGUGCUGAUGAGGCGAUCCAAGCACAAAGAGAGCCCUGCCCUGGGGUCUUUUCAAGGGGGAGUGGAACAGCUGGCGUCCCCUGCCCAAAACGAAGCAGCUGACUUUGCAAAAUUUUGGGAUAACAUCAACAAGUCAGUGCGAUUACAUCAGAGCACGUUAUUUGAUAGGAGGUUGUUGAAGAUACCCAGUCCUGACCUGGGAAAGACUAAACGUGAAGCUGCUGCUUCAAUGACUGACCUGCUGGUGUCACCUGAUAAACAUCCUGACAGUUCCAAAGAAAGCUCCGUAGAUACAGGGACACCAAAAAGUGACCACCAAGAAUCCACCUCCACCAGUGAUGAAGGAUACUAUGAUUCAUUCUCUCCUGGGCAGGAUGAUGAAAUGAAGGAGGCUCAGACUCCUGAGGUUCCAGGUAGAUUUCCCAGAGACAGUUACAGUGGCGAUGCCCUUUAUGAACUAUUCUAUGAUCCCAAUGAAACCAAAAUAAGCCCAGUCCUAGACGAUGACCUGUGUAUGUCAGAAAGCAUUUCAGACCAGGCCAUUGAAAUCCCUUUGUCGAUUUAUAGCUUUCAUGUGGGAGCAGAGGAGAAUAUGGCUUCACAGCCAGCUGUUGACAUCAUUAGCCAGGGGUUUCUUCAGAGCACAUGGAAAGGUAAGGAAUGCUUGUUAAAGCUCUGUGAUACUGAACUCUCACUGACCAUGGGGAUAAUAAACUGGCUACGAAAAAACCCAGGAUUGGUUUCCCCCACAGACCCAAUUAGGAGUCCCGAAUUACAGCUGGAAAAAAGUGGCGAUCCAUUGGUCUCCUGUAGUCCCAGUCUAUGCCAGAGUGAGCACAUAGCAGCUGAGGAGGAAAAACCAACCAAGGGAGAAACUGAUAUUUCUAAUCCAAAGUCUUCUUUGGUUAAUGACAAUGACAUGGUCCAGACAUGUUUAGGGGGCGUGGCUGAAAAAGACCAAAGGGAGUUUUCUUGGCCUCACACAGCUAACGGGCAUUCUCAGGUGAGGGAAGGAAACUGCCCUGAGGACUCAUGUACUGUGUCUGGCCUUCAGGAAGCCAACAGCACAUCAGGUAAUGGGCCAAGAUCACAAGCUACUGGAGACACUUUAGGGACCUGUUUGUUUGAAAAAGAGAAGAUGCCAGUUUUAGGAGAACGCAAGGGACCUGGUGAUAAAGCCCCAUUAAUAGGCAACCUGAACAUGGAGCCUGCUUGUCAGAGCUCUCAAAAUCCUUCGUUAAAUGAUAGCCAGGAAGUAGAAUCCUGUUAUUCUUAUAUGACUGCAGCAACUUCCCCAAUGGAUUCCCUAGAGACAGCAGAUGGCAAUAAAACAAUAUAUCAUUCCUUGUCUAUUUCCUGCAACAAGCCAAUGCAGCCUCUUACUCUGAGACAUUUUCAAAGCUACAUCAGCCCCACACAACAGGACAGCGACACUACUAUAGUGCAGCUUCUGGAACGUUGUGUCACUCAAGUUGCAUCCUUAAAAAUCAGCUAUGAAAAUAAACAUCUGGAAGACAAAUGCAUCGGGAAUGAAAUGAACAACAUAAUUUGUAAGAUGUCUCAAUACAAAAACAAAAUAUUGUUGCAAAACGAAUGCAACUGUAUCACCCAGAGUUUAGAAUACCCUGGUCUCCCUCACACAAACCAAGAUAAUUAUGAGACAAGCCUCAAAGCCAGUAAUCCAUAUCAGUUGAAACAAAAUAAGGAAUUAAUUUGCUCUAAAGAUCAGAAACACAGAACAAAUAUCCUAGAUCAUAUGAGUCAGGUCACCAGGAGCAAGAUAAAUUUUGAAUAUGCCCAGUUAAAUAAUCAAGCCCUCUCUUACAUAAAAGACUUUACAUUUGAACCUAGACCAAGUGACUCCAACAGCAUGACAUCCCUUAGUAGGCCAACAUUUUUACCUCUCUUCAAAUCUGUUUGCUCAGCUGUACCCAAUGAUUUUUCACAAGCUUGCACAAACAGUUCACUGGACAAACCAUUGCAAAGUAAUGAAUCUACGCAGUGCAGCACAACCUCAUGCAGUUACACAGAAGAAUACCACCAAGGACUCUCUGAAGGGGCCACUCUUCCUAAUAACCCAGAGCUGACUAUCACAGACAGAGCAGUGACUGGCAAGAACCAUCAAUGACACACUAGUGUCAUAGGGUGCAACACUGAAGAAACCAGUUGUAAAUAAUGAUGGUUUCCCACCUGUGUGUGUAAAUGAAGCAAGUCACAAUGAGGUCAAACUGGUGCCAUAAGCAACGAGGAUUUCUCACCAAAGGACCCAGUGGAGACCCUACAGGGGAAAAAUCAUCCUACUUAUUAACAAAUAUUGUUGGAGCUUAUGACACACACCCUUGAAUCCAGGUUUGCAAAUGGGCAAUAAGCAUGCUCCAUUUUUAAAUAGCAAUGAAAUUAUGGUGAAAGUUGUUCCAUGACAUGAAUGAGUAAUUAAAUGAAUCUCUUUUGUCAUAUUGCACCAUAUGAUGAAGUCUUUCAGGCAACAAAAAAUGCUAGUAUUUUUUUUUUAAUGCAAAUAUGUGCUGAAGCAGCAUUAACUUGGUUUAGAUAAUUUUCAUUCUUUUGGAUAAUGUAAAUAUUGUGAAUUUCUACUGAACUUCACAGAAGUGCUUAAACUAUUACAAUAACAUUUAUUAAUCAUCUUAAACUUGAUCAUGCAGACUACGUUUGUACGCUGAGAUUUACCACUUGGUUUAAAACAUUUUGUAAAUAUGGAGAUGAUAACAACAGGAAGUAUAAAAUGGUCUAUAUUCUCCAAAGAAGUUUGUUUACUGUGUACCCUAGUUAUAGAGGGUUGUGUUUGAGAAUGAUUAUUAAUAAGUUUUUACUUGUUCUGUUCUAAGAAAAACACCCUGUUUAAGUGUGAAACCGUGGUUUUAUUUAAUCCCAGAAAGUCUUAUUUUUCUAAUUUAGAACCCAGUUAGAUAUACCACUAACUGGACUUUCAUUUUCUGUGAAGAAGCCUCUCAAGUGGGUUGAACUCAAGAGCCAUUAUUUUCGAGACAGUUCUAACUUGUGCUUAAUUGCAAACUGUCACAUACUGGAAGGGCAUAGGAUUAUACUGGAUUGAAACUGGAUACACAGAAGUUCUACGGACUAUAGAUUGGACUGGUGAUCUAAUGGUUCCUUCUGGCCUUACAGUCUACGAAAAGAACAUUAGAUCAUCUAGUCCGAUAUCCUGCUUCAAAUAGGGUUUGACAUCUGAUGCUUUAUGGAAGGGGAAAAAAAAAUCAUCCAUAAUUCAUACAGAUUUCUAUGUUGUAAUAUGGGGUGGAGAAUGAGGUGAAGGAAGAGGAUUCUUUCCUGACUUCCACAAGCAGUCAUUUUACACCUUGAAGCAUGAGACGUGAUUACCCUUUGCUUGCACAUUUGCAGCUGUCAGUCAAGUACUGUAGAGAGAUUUUUUAAAAAGUGGAUAACAUAGUGAGUAUUAUCUAAACUUUGCUGAAUCUGAAUUGGUACAAAAACAACAGAAGGCACUGAGAUCAGGGACCUGUGAAAUGAAAUUCAGUGUUCCAGAGAUAGCAUAUGGUUUCAAAAAUGUCUCUCAUGGAUAGUCAUGAAAUAAAACCCACCCACUAGGGUCACCAAGGUUUCCAGUACAGGUCAUCUUCAGGAUGAAAGCAUUUGAUACAAAGAACCUGUCCUCUGAAGUAUAGAGGAACAUUUGUGACCCUCCUUUGCUGCUGAGAUAUAGGUAAGGGUAGGCUGCCAAGAAUUGAUAAUUUAGAACGUAAAAAGUCUAAAAUCACAAACAAUUAAUCACACAGGCAUCCCUUCAGCAAUGCUAAAGUGACACACUAUUUGUGGGCUAAUCAAAUAAUAAAACACAUGGCUCAACAGAAGAGGUUGUGUAAGAACCUGUUCUUCACAAAACUGAUCUCUUUUCUUUUAGAAUUAUUCAACUGACCUCUUUCUUCAUUUUGUUUACUUCCAAACUGUCCUUGCAAUACUGAUGGCCAAUGAGAGCACACGGCCAGAAUUUCUCCACAAAGUGACACAUGAUGGACCCUCCCCUUUUCCCAGGGAUUCUAGGCUUAGGUAAGUGGGAGGGAGCAGAAGAGAGGAACAAAGCAAGGUGAUAGUAGUAGAAAAGUGCCAAUACUGCAAUUAGAAUUAAUAGAAAUGUAUAAUAAAUACCAGCUUGCUCUUAUGUAAGCUUUACAAAGGAGGUCAGUAUCAUUAUCUUAUCAUCCUCAUUUUACAGAUGGGUAAACUGAGGCACAGGGAGGUGAAGUGACUAGACCAAUUCUCAGGGUGCCCAGGACUGUGAGUCAUCUUGUUACCCCCUGACUCCAAAGUGAGGGAAAGUUGCUUGUGCUUAGCUGGGUGUUGGCUCCUGAACACCACCAGUCUGUUAGCCACUGAAGCACUUGCCUCUGGGCUAUGCCAACCCUUACUUUGCCUUGCAAGUUAACAAUAGGUGCCCUCCAAUCCCCAAACCCCUUUUGAAGCAUUACCCUGAGAUAUGCAACCCCUGGCUACUCACAGACAUUCCAGAUCCAUUGUUCCCAAAGGAACAAAACACACCAGCCUGUGAGAUUCAGCUCAUGUUCAAUACUCAGCUUAACAUCAGAUAUAUAUUUACAAUUAAAUGAUUAAGUUUAUUAUCAAAGAUUCAAGUAACAGUGAGUAAGAAUAUUGGAAAUACAUAGUUACAUAUAAAAACAAAAACAGCUUUCUAGAGACUAAGCUUAACUAACAGGUUAAUGUCCUGUUUAAAGUCUUCUGCAGCAUUUUCAACCAAGGUUGGCUAGGAGUCCAUUUUUAUGAAUGAAAGCAUGCUGUCCAUUUACUUCCUAGGUGCAGGAUACCAUGCUGUCUUCUCUGCCUCUCAGCAAUACCCCCAAAGUUCACCAUCUUUACUCUUAGCCAGAAUAGCCCCCUGCCCCCUGGCUUGUUUUUUCCUCUGUGUGCCUUCCCUGUUGAUUUCAUCUCUCUUAACAUUUGACUUCAUAUAUAAAGAGGCAUCCAUUGCAUUAGCUUAGAAUGUUUAAUUUACAUCCUGACGGAGAUACACAUUGCUUACCUCCUGUCUAGAGCAAAACCAUUUUUUCCACCUUUGCUGGUGACUAAUACCUUGAUACAGACUUAAAAAACAAAAUUUCAGUAUAUAUGUACAAUUCCUGACAGAGCAUCUGUACAUACAUUUCACAACAAUAUUAAUGACCAUAGUGACACAGGCUUGCAUUUGAGAAGACACCUGCCCCAUGAGGUGCCCGUAACCCUUCUGCUUCCCCCUGCUGGUUGGCAUUUAGUGGUUCUUGAGUCACACCCAAGCAGUACUUGUUUCUUUAACUGGUAUUUGCUCUUCUCUUGCUUUGGUUUUUUCCCUCCCCAUCUCACCCACCAGCUUUGUGUGAGCCUUCUUGCCCCUCCCCCCAGCUGCCUGGACUAAAAAUAUCUGGGAGGCUUUUUCCCUGCCCCCACACCUGUACUUUGCCCAAAUGGUCUUCCUCAUAGCAAAGGUUCCCCUCAUCUUCCCCACCCACCAUGGCUAGAUCACAGAGAUUUAUGAGUCUGCUAUAACCUUUUAGCUUGGGCAGUAUAGAGGGUGUGCUUUUUAGACCCAGAGGUCCUCGAGUUUGAUUCCUGCUGUCAGCAGCCCCACCAGAUGUGCUGCAUUACAUAUGAUAGUGAAAAUUCAAGCCACCAGUCUAUGCAAAUUAUCUCAGAGUUGCUAGCCUCAGUGGAAUUGCACAAAUGUUGGGAGAUGUGCAGAAAUUUUCAAUGGGGACAAGUAUGUAAUGGGGUCAUGCUACUCACUCCUUGUUGGUGCCACCUCAUGGCUCAUCUGGUGAAUUAGCUCACCAUUGUUGGUGCCUCAUCCUGCAGUCAGUCAGCCCAUUGCCUGUGUCACUUGCUCUGCCUCUUCCAUGGCUUAGCCUUCCAGCUAAGUCACAAUCAUCUUCCCCUUCUGAGGUCUCACCAGGGUUUCUGUCCACACAGUCUCAGGCAGUCUCCAUACCCAGUGCAACACUCCCACAGUGGAUUGUAAGGGAACCCAGGUCCCAUCUGCUUCUGCACAGGGGAUCAUCAUCCCCAAACUAAGCCUCAUCGCGUCCUAACUCUCCUUCAGGUGCAGCCUAUGGCUAACCGUCUUCUCUUGCCAAUAUUAACCAUGCCAGGGCUUGCAUGGGGUGAAUGCCCCAUCAAAAAUAAUUAAAUCCAAUCUUUUUCUUUGAACAUUAAAAAAACAUUCAAUCUUCUCAUGGCCCUCCUUGAAUCAGGUGGCAAACAAACAUAGCUGCCACCCGCUGGUUCAGCAGCAAGUAUCUAGGAUAAACUGGUUACAUUGUGUAUACUUCAUUUUCCUUGCAUUUGAAGCUUCAGAUGUACUGACAAAUUGAACCCAUAUAAUGUGAAUGUUCUUUUUAAAUUGCAAUGUGCUUUGAAGGAACAGGUUCCCACUUAGGUCUCUCAGUCUGUAAUGCAUUAGUGUUUCUCUUUAGUCUACACAUCUUGAUGGUCUACUAAAUUUUAAAUGAGUCAAACCUAAGAUGAAGGAAGGGAGCCUAAUAAUCUAAACCCUAUGCAUUUUUUUGUGGCUCAGUGAAACCAAGUACUGUAUAUUGUUCCUUGCCUUAUAUUCUUUGCACACCCAAACUGUGCAAGGAGUGGAGUACAGGUCUAUGGUGAGCAUAUGCCUAUAAAACAUGAAUAAUUCCUUAAGAAUUAAAGGCAACCUGCAAAGAUUAAAAUAGUAAUACCUAGCUCUAAAAUAAUGCUUUUCAUUAAUAGAUUUCCAAGUGCUUCACAGUCUUUAUCCUCUCUGAGAUAAGAAAAGUUAUGCCUAUGUUACAGUGGGGAAUAGAGAGACUAAGUGACUUACCCAAGCUUACACAGAACAUCUCUGGCAGAGCAGGAAAUCAAACCUUGGUUUCUCAAGUCCUGGGCUAGUGGUGUAACCACUGCACCAUCCUUUCCAAAAGUAAUGGGGUUCUACUAUACUCCAUUUUUGGUUUCAGAAGCCAUGAAAGAAAUUUUGUAUUUUGUUUUUUUAUUUUUUUUUCUCCUAGAAAUAGCAAGCAUUCUUAUUCCUACUUUUGUUGCAGAAUUCACUGUGAGUUCUGUGCACUCAGCUAUUGAAACUUUAACAGAGAUCUUUUCUCCCAAGGUCAUAGCGCACCUGAGUUAAAUAGUGUUUAAACACUGUAGCCUGAAUAAAAAAAUCACCCCUUCCAUCAAAAUGAUCAGGUUUCAUUGCCUUAAAAUCACUGACACUACUAGCUUUCCAGACAAUUCCAAGAAAAACAGGGCAUGCAUGAUGCAAAUUUCUAAUGUGAGACAUGCUGAAAAAAAGGUUGUUUUUAAAAGGCCCACACCUUCCAGGGCUUCUUGGUGCAUCAUAAACAAGUCAAAAAGGGGCACCAGGGUACCACUAGCUCUUUCCUCUAAAGAUCACCUUUAAAGAAUAGGUGUCUCCAGAUAAAAUUCUCAGUGGAGUUCUGAGGGUUGGCAAAAAACUAGAACACUGUGCCAAAUUCAGCUCACUUGUGUGAAUGGGCACAACCCAAUUGGUUUCAAAGGAGUUGUGACUGCUCAUACCAAUGAUGAAAAUUUAAAGUGUUAAAAAUAAGAUAAAAAAUAAAGUUAGUGAGAGAUAGAUUAUGUCUUAAGGGCCCGCCCUUAGAAUUUUAUAUCUCAAGUAAAAACAUUUUUAAUCUGAAAGUGAUGUCAAAAUAUUUUAUGUUCUAACAAAAUAUUAUAUUCACAAUACAAAAGACCAUGAGUGCUGUGCUGGACUGGAGAGGGCGUCUGUUAUGCAGAGGUGGUAGCGAGCAGAAGCUCUUGGGAGGGCAAAUUCCUACUUUAAUAGAAUGAAUGGUCCUGCUACACCAAGCAAGGCUCAGCAACCUGAACACAGAUUUACCAUGCUACAUUCCUGUUUAAGCCAAACAAUGUAAAAUGUGAAAAAAUCUACAUGAUGUUAGCAGUGUUGUCAUGGCCAUGUUGGUCCCAGUGUGUUAGAGAGGUGGGUAAAGUAAAGAGAUGAACUUUCAAGCUACACAGAGCUUCUGGUCUGAAGGAGAGCUCUGUGUAGUUUGAAAGCUUGUCUC
This is a messenger RNA of Chelonoidis abingdonii (Abingdon island giant tortoise), 9089 nucleotides long. RefSeq names its product APC membrane recruitment protein 3 (gene AMER3). Gene Ontology annotation, cellular component: plasma membrane. NCBI's taxonomy places the organism in Eukaryota, Metazoa, Chordata, Testudines, Testudinidae. The record is from RefSeq and is a predicted model, not a curated record. Gene Ontology annotation, biological process: regulation of canonical Wnt signaling pathway. Gene Ontology annotation, molecular function: beta-catenin binding; phosphatidylinositol-4,5-bisphosphate binding.